GUUGGGAUGGGCGUGGCCGCGCCGGACAAGAGCUGGCGUGGGCGGAGCUGGCCAGCGGGCGCGGGAGGAAGUCACGUGGGCGCGCGGGCUCACAUGACUGGCCGCGCGAUGGACCCGCUGCCCUCGCCGGCAGUCGCUGCGGCAGCUGAGGCGGAGGCUGACGAGGAGGCGGAUCCGCCGGCGACAGGCCCACGAACAUCCCAGGUCACUGAGCGGCGUGACCUGGACCCUGGGCGAAUGCAGAUGCCGCAGGGGAAUCCGUUGCUGCUGUCCUACACCCUGCAGGAACUGCUGGCCAGGGACACAGUGCAGGUGGAACUCAUCCCCGAGAAGAAGGGCCUAUUCCUCAAGCAUGUGGAGUAUGAGGUUUCCAGCCAGCGCUUCAAGUCCUCCGUGUACAGACGCUACAAUGACUUUGUUGUCUUCCACGAAGUGCUGCUUCACAAGUUCCCGUACCGCAUGGUGCCAGCCCUUCCACCCAAGAGAGUACUGGGAGCUGACAGGGAGUUCAUCGAGGGCCGCCGGAGGGCCCUGAAGCGCUUCAUCAACCUGGUGGCCCGGCACCCGCCCUUCUCAGAGGAUGUGCUCCUCAAACUCUUCCUCUCUUUCAGUGGCUCAGAUGUUCAGCACAAGCUCAAGGAGGCAGCCCAGUGCGUGGGAGAUGAAUUCACGAACUGUAAGCUGGCUGCUAGGGCCAAGGACUUCCUUCCAGCUGACAUCCAGACCCAAUUUGCCAUGAGCCGGGAGCUGAUUCGAAAUGUCUAUAACAGCUUCUACAAGCUUCGAGACAGAGCCGAGCGGAUAGCAUCCCGGGCCAUCGACAACGCUGCUGAUCUUCUCAUAUUUGGGAAGGAGCUCAGUGCUCUAGGCUCUGACACAACCCCUCUGCCGUCCUGGGCUGCUCUGCACCUCAGCACGUGGGGCUCCCUGAAGCAAGCACUCAAGGGCCUAUCCGUGGAGUUCGCACUGCUUGCAGACAAGGCUGCUCAGCAGGGUAAAAAGGAGGAGAAUGAUGUGGUGGAGAAGCUGAACCUCUUCUUGGAUUUACUGCAGUCCUACAAAGACCUGUGUGAACGACAUGAGAAGGGUGUGCUUCACAAGCAUCAGCGGGCACUGCACAAGUACGGCCUGAUGAAGAGGCAGAUGAUGAGUGCCGCGCAUGGCCGAGAGCCCGAGUCUGUGGAACAGCUCGAGUCACGUAUAGUGGAGCAGGAGAAUGUGAUCCAGACCAUGGAGCUCCGAAACUACUUCUCCCUGUACUGCCUGCACCAGGAGACACAGCUCGUCCACGUCUACCUGCCUCUCACCUCGCACAUCCUGGGGGCCUUCGUGAACUCCCAGAUCCAAGGGCACAAGGAGAUGAGCAAGGUAUGGAAUGACCUGAAGCCGAAGCUGAGCUGUCUCUUUGCUGGACCUCACAGCGUGUUGACGCCACCACGCUCCCCACAGGAGGAUGGUGUGUGUCCCCACUAGUGGCAAGGCCCACAACAGAGCUCCCUGUGGCCUCACUAAAUCCUCUUUGCAAACAGUGUGUCCCUGGCUGAUUCCCUCCAGGCAGCAGCCAUUGCCCUGAGCUGCCUGUGGGCCGUGCUGGUGGUCUCUGUGUCUCCCUGCUCCUGGGCAGGUCUGUGCUCCCAGCCCGCCCCAUGGCCUGUUGAUCGGGUCAGUAGUGGGAAAUUGGGGUGCUUUGGAAUGGAUUGUGCCCAAUGCCCACAGUGCUUAGGGCCUUUUGUAACCAGCAAGUGGUGUCUGGGGGAGUGUGGAAUGGUCACUGAGUGCUGGGAGAGCCUCGGGCUUAACCUAGCAGCGAAGAAGUGGGAAGGCUAGCCUGCCCUGGGGCUUGGCAGUACUGCCUGGUAGGGAGUUGGCCAGUCUCUGAGGGUGGGCCUGUGACUACAGUCUUGCGACUGCAGACAUUAUGGGAGGUAUAUUAGAGGCCAGGCAGGAAGUAGGAGUGUGCAGUGGUUUGGUGCUUUGGAGGACAUGUUUCAUUCCAGUGCUGGCUGUGAAGCCCUGGUCCAAGGCCUCUCAGGGUCCACGGUGGGUGAGGGUUCAGGGUCCUUUCUUAUGUUUCGGAGGGUGGGAGUGAGGAGGGGUUUGUGGAGGAGCACUGGAGAUGGGUAUCCUUGUAGUGUGCCCAGGCCUCAGGGUCAAGAGUAUGGGCCACUUCCCACCAGGCUGUCAGGAAGCAGGUUCCACCUGGAUGUGAACAGCUUCCUUACUGGCCCGCUCUCUUGCCCCAGCCCACUCUCCUACCCCAGUGCUUUGAGUGCUCUAAGGCCACCAGAGCACGGCAGUAGAGCCUGCCUUUUCUCACAUAGUCACUCCUUGCCUGAGCUGUGGGUGCCUGAUUCCAAAGGUUCCAUCCUUAGGGUGCAAGGGAGCCAAGAGUCCCUGUACCCUUCUGGCAUCCUGCUGCCCAAGCUGUGUGCCACACCACCGUUCUUGGAGCUGCCAGAAAGAUGGGAAGCACAAGUAUUGACAGGUCUCCUGCCUGCUUGCUCCUUUUCCUGAGCUGAGCAGGGGCCCUUAACUGGACAGCCUGGGACCAGCACAGUGGGAGCGAAGGGAGCUCUCUGUGGGUGCUUCCUGCUCUGUGUUAGCCUGCCCAGAUGAAGAGCUAGGCAGGUCAACAGGGCUCUGUGACAUUGCUGUGGGGACUCUGGGCUGAAGGAGUCAGGAAGCUGGUGCUGUGGGAUUCGGCUGGAUGAAUGAAGCACUUUAUGGACUGCGGGAAUCAGUUACUGCCACACCCAAUAAACUGGAAGUGUUUACA
Messenger RNA from Phodopus roborovskii (desert hamster), 2776 nucleotides. It is a transcript of the gene Snx8, whose product is annotated as sorting nexin 8. NCBI's taxonomy places the organism in Eukaryota, Metazoa, Chordata, Mammalia, Rodentia, Cricetidae. The record is from RefSeq and is a predicted model, not a curated record. Gene Ontology annotation, biological process: retrograde transport, endosome to Golgi. Gene Ontology annotation, molecular function: phosphatidylinositol binding. The coding region runs from base 7 to 1473 and encodes 488 amino acids. The transcript is spliced from 11 exons.